UGGAAAAAAAGCCCGAAUAAAAAGAACGACCAGGCGCAAAACAGGGCAGUAUUUCUUGUUAUUUUUCAUUUCCAAAACCAAAGUGUAAUCGAAUCAUUUGAACAAGCGAUAUUCUCGAGAUUUGUCUUCUGCUUACUGUCGAUUUCCAGUAACCACAAUGUUUAGGAUAUUGUGUUCCACUACUCGACAAACCACAAUUAAAUUUUGCUCUAAUAAUUCGGCUCUUCGUGUCCGAAACAGUUCAAAUGUGUAUAACAUUGUGUCCCGAACACAACGCAACAAACCCCCUGUGGAAGUUAUAAAAUGGGUGCUUUUAGUUAUUCCAGUCACAUCUUUUGGUCUAGGUUGCUGGCAGAUGUACAGGCUGAGAUGGAAGCUGGAAUUGAUAGAUAUUAUGAGUGCAAAAGCAAAUGCAGCUCCCGUUGAAUUGCCUCAUGAUUUAUCUGAUCUUGAUGGUAUGGAGUAUGUGCCUGUCAAAGUUCGAGGGGUAUUCUUACAUGACAAAGAGUUUACAAUUGGGCCAAGAGCCCUAAUAGAGUCAGAAGGCCCUGCCCGCCCAGGGUCCCUCAUGUCCGACCCUAAGAAGAAUCAGGGUUGGCUGGUCAUCACACCAUUCAAGCUGAAAGAAACUGGACAGGUGAUACUAAUUAACCGUGGCUGGGUACCGCAGACGAUGAAGGCUAAAGAACAACACUCAGCUUCCUUUAUCAAGGGAGAGGUGGAGCUGACAGGCAUUGUGAGACUCACGGAGAAGCGACCACCAUUCAUGCCAAAGAAUAAUCCUGAGAAAGGAGCUUGGUUUACAAGGGACCUCGAUCAGAUGGCAGCCACGAUCGGCUGCGAGCCGGUGUGGCUGGACGCGCGGGGCAUCCCCGACCCGCCGCCCGGCUGGCCCGUGCCCAACCAGACCCGGGUCACGCUGCGCAACGAGCACAUGUCCUACAUCGUCACGUGGCUCUCUCUGUCCGCGUUUACUUCCGUCAUGUGGCAUCGCUACUUCAUCAGGAAGCUGCCCUUGCUGUGAAUAGUUAAGCUAACUGUUGUAGUUGUUUGUUGUAAGUAAAUGUGUAAGUAGAUUUGCAGAUAUUAUGUGUUAUUUUAAUGGUAUUAUCAGCUUUUUGUAGAAUUUUCUUGUAAAUAAUAUAUAAGUACUUGUCUAAAUAAAAAGAGUUAUUGAGAUCA
Messenger RNA from Plutella xylostella (diamondback moth), 1182 nucleotides. RefSeq names its product surfeit locus protein 1 (gene Surf1). Gene Ontology annotation, biological process: mitochondrial respiratory chain complex IV assembly. The record is from RefSeq and is a predicted model, not a curated record. Lineage: Eukaryota; Metazoa; Arthropoda; Insecta; Lepidoptera; Plutellidae. Gene Ontology annotation, cellular component: membrane; mitochondrion.